Molecule: messenger RNA, 3900 nt
Organism: Pristis pectinata (smalltooth sawfish)
Lineage: Eukaryota; Metazoa; Chordata; Chondrichthyes; Rhinopristiformes; Pristidae
Gene: nprl2
Product: NPR2 like, GATOR1 complex subunit
Exons: 11
Coding region: 73-1209 (378 amino acids)
Biological process (GO): cellular response to amino acid starvation; negative regulation of TORC1 signaling; positive regulation of autophagy
Cellular component (GO): vacuolar membrane; GATOR1 complex
Molecular function (GO): GTPase activator activity
Source: RefSeq, a predicted model, not a curated record
GGAAGGCGCUGCGGCUGGUGACGCGGGCAGGCCUCGGGCUCGGAUGGAGGAGGAGCCCGGCCAUGCGGGGCCAUGGGCAGCAGGAUAGAGUGUGUGUUUUUCAGCGAGUUUCACCCGACUCUCGGUCCGAAAAUCACCUUCCAGGUGCCUGAAGAGUAUAUCUCAAGGGAAUUGUUUGAUACUGUCCAAGUAUACAUCAUAACAAAGCCAGAGUUACAGAACAAACUCAUUACUGUUACUGCUAUGGACAAGAAGCUGAUUGGCUGUCCUGUAUGCAUAGAACAUAAGAAAUAUGUGAGGAAUGCACUGCUCUUCAACUUGGGCUUUGUUUGUGAUGCAAAAGCCAAGACCUGCUCCUUGGAGCCAAUUGUUAAAAAGCUGGCAGGUUAUCUCACUACACUGGAGCUUGAAAGUGGUUUCAUCUCCAAUGAUGACAGCAAGCAGAAACUGGUCCCACUGAUGACUAUUAUUCUGGAGGAUUUGAAUGCCCGUGGAGAGUGUUCUCUGCCAAUAGAUGAAUCCAAUACCAUUCACCUAAAGGUGAUUGCACAGCGGAGGGACCAGCCUGUGGUACAGGAAUAUGAUGUGCCAGUAUUCACUGAGUGUAAGGAGGAUUUUAUCAAAAUUCACUGGGACCUGACUACACAGCAGAUUCUACCCUACAUUGAUGGAUUCCGUCACAUCCAGAAAAUCUCUGCAGAAGCAGAUGUAGAAUUGAACCUGGUGCGGAUUGCAGUGCAGAAUUUACUGUACUAUGGAGUUGUGACUUUAGUCCCGAUAUUCCAGUAUUCUAAUGUGUACUGCCCUACUCCCAGGGUGCAAGAUCUGGUGGAUGACAAAUCCUUGCAGGAGGAGUGUCUGGCAUAUGUCACAAAGCCAGGACACAAGCGUGCCAGUCUGCGAGAUGUCUUCCAGCUAUACUGUGGGCUCAGCCCUGGCACCACAGCUCGAGAUCUCUGCUCCCGCUAUGCUCAACAACUUCAGCAUGUGGAUGAGAGGAAGCUGAUUCAGUUUGGUCUGAUGAAGGGACUGAUUCGACGGCUGCACAAGUACCCAGUAAAGGUCAACUGUGAUGAGAGGAACCGAUCACCACGUCUUUACACUGGGUCACAUAGCUAUGAUGAGAUCUGCUGCAAAACAGGAAUUAGUUACAAAGAAUUGGACGAGAGACUGGAGAAUGACUCGAAUAUCAUUGUGUGUUGGAAGUGAGAGUGCAACAGUCACUUGGUGUUGGACUGUGCAAUCGCUUAACAAUGUUCAGGAGACACCAAACCAAGGGACUGCUUUGCAAAAGGAACACUAUAAAACAAUUGAUGAUGCUGACCUGGAAUGGGUCAGCUCUGCUGGCCUGCAGGGCUGGUAAAUCUCCUGACCUCCUCUACAAACUUAAAAUGGGGGGGACGUGUGCAAUACAAUUUCCCCUUCAAUAGCUUCUGAGUCAGAAGUGUUAGGUGGGAUGAAGCCUCUUUAACUUGCAUAGAUGUAGUUUUUGCAUUCAACUAUUGUGUGCUGCAUAUAAGCAUCUUAUUCAUGAAUGUGGAGUCACUCUGUUCCUUUCUGGUCCAUGUAAAUCUCUCAUUGUUUACGAUACUUUCUGGUAAAUAUUCCUCAAUUGUUGUUCUGCCAAGUUCACUCGCUGUUCUUUUCUGAGCUAACGGUCUCAGCUAGGACACCAGAUAGGGCAGUGCCUCUGAGUUUGGUGGAAUCUCCACUUCUAACGGAUCUGGGCCACCCACAGAUCCCUGCUGGAUAGGAUCAAGUUACCAAUGAUGUCCUCAAUGUUGAAUUUCACAUAUCUUGCCAACACUGAAAAAUGAGCACAUGAAUGUUUACUGCAGGUCUUCAGUGUAUAUUUUGAACCAGGCAAGUCAGUGCCUUUUAGGAGAAUGGAAAUAUAUAAACCUGUACAAAUUCUUGUAAUUGUUUCAGAUACAUGGAAUUAUAUAACAGUAACUAACGUUGUUUGUGGAAUUUCAAUAAUCCUUGUGCCUGCUGAGCAAUGACGUCAGUAAUCAUUACUAAUGGAUUAAUCUAUCCUGUCAGCUUGGCUCACUCGCACCUCCAAGGCAGAAUGUCAUGGAUUCAAGUCCCACUCUCGAGAUUUGGUCACAUAAUCUAGGCUAACACAUCGGAGCAGUACAGGAGGAGUGCUGUAUCCUAGUCCCAGUAUGCUGCUUCAUAUACUAAAUAUUCAGAAAACAGGAAUUUCUGUCAUGAACGUAAACAUUCUUUCUUCAUCAAGUACCACUUAAAUCAUUAUCUGGUUAGUGAUUUUUCUGGCUGUUCUGGAGUCCCAGGUUGGCUAUUCUUUCUUUCGUUACAAGUAUUUGCUUCUGCUGUUAAUAGAUCACAGAUGUCCUGGACAUGUGAAAGGUGCUAUGUAAUUGCAAGAUCUCUUUCCUCUUCUCACUGAUUUUUUCCCCUUCCUCCUAUUUUUCCCCACUUCCCUUUCUUUCUCUUCCUAUAUCCAACAUCAGAAAAGAACCUUUCAGUUACAUGACUUUAAAAUACAGAGUUACCAAAAUCCUGCCUACCAGUACCAGCAUCUGCUUUUCACAAAAUGUACUGGCUCUUCUCUGAGCAUCCUUUAGAUUGCAUUGGAACCUCUCAGUAAGAUUUAAACUUAACCCCUGGUCCACAACAUCUUUUAUUCUGUAACACGUGGACAGCAAUUAUUUUUCUACCCUCAGUUUCUACCUAAUGACUACAUAUCAUGACUAAUGACUUGUCUUGUUUCCUAAACUGCAAAUAACUGCAAAUAACUGACCUUGGAACUUUUUAUUAUUGAAACCAUUUUUGUGUUCUAUCUUUACUUACAGAACCCAACUAGAGCAGUCACAUAAAUGCCAGCUACACAGAAGUCGGGGCCCAGGCAUUCUGUGGUGUGACUCGCCUCCAGCCUCAUCAAAGCCUUUCCAACAGUAUAAGUCAGGAGUGUGAUGGCAUGCUCUCCACUUGCCUGGAUGAGUACAGUUCCAAUAACAAACACGCCAAAGCAGCCAAUUUGAGCAACACCUCUUCCACUACCUUAAACAUUCAAUCCCUCUACAACGGCACACCUUGUCUGUAGAGUGGAGCAUCUACAAGAUGCAUUGCAGCACAUGAACAAAUGAAUAGGGAGCAGUCAGGCCCUUAAUCCUGCUUCCCCUUUCAAUCAGUUCAUAACUAAUCUAAGUUGUAACCUCAGCUCUACAUUCUUGCCUACACUGCUAGUCUUUCACCUCCCCUGCACCCCCUCCCCACCCACUUAUCAAGGAUCUAUCUACCUCUGCCUUAAAAUAUUCAAUGAUCUGCUUCCACCACCCUUGGAGAAAGAGAGUUCCAAAGACAUUCAAUCCUCAGAGGAACCAAUCUUUUUCUUACAUGGGCAAGGCUUUGUUCUAGAAUCUCCCACAAGAUGAAACGUCCUCUAUACACCCCAUCAGGUCCCUUCAGGAUCUUGAAUCAAUUUUCCCCUCUCACUCCUAAAUGCUAGCAGAUACCAGCCUAGACUGUUCUAUUUUUCAUAUGACAACCUGUUCCAGUAAACCACUGAACGGCUUCCAAUGCAUUGAUAUUAAAUAAGGAGAUCAGUACUGUCUGCAGUGGUUCAUGAGUAGCCUUCCUAGCAACUCACUGAUCAUCCUUCAAUAUGCAUCUUCAAAACUCUCAACUUUAGAUGGACAACAGACAAUAAGGCACAUCAUCUGACAGUCACACACCAGGGUGACUUGGAUAUAUAUUGCUGAUCGUUUAUCAUCAAAAUCCUCAAGCUCCCUACCGAAGAGCACUAACAGUGCCUUCAUUGCCUGGGUCGAGGCAGUUCACCUCAAGCACUAACGGUGCCUUCAUUGCCUGGGUUGAGGCAGUUCACCUCAAGCACUAACGGUGCCUUCAUCGCAAGGGUUGAGGCAGUUCACC